Molecule: messenger RNA, 1719 nt
Organism: Ilyonectria robusta
Lineage: Eukaryota; Fungi; Ascomycota; Sordariomycetes; Hypocreales; Nectriaceae
Product: FAD-binding domain-containing protein
Exons: 3
Coding region: 1-1719 (572 amino acids)
Molecular function (GO): FAD binding
Source: RefSeq, a predicted model, not a curated record
AUGUCUACGCAAGUUGGUCAAGUUCAACAUACCGAGGUCCUGCCGAAGGGUACGGUGCUCAUUGCAGGUGGUGGUCCUGUGGGCCUGCUCCUAGCAAGAAUAUUGUCAUUCUAUGGAACAAAAUCCAUCCUUUUUGAACGCAACAAGACUACAACCAGAUGGCCCAAAAUGGACCUUACAAAUGCUCGAUCCAUGGAGAUAUUUCGCAAGAUCGGUCUUGUCGAAGGCCUGCGAGAACGAGGUGUCCCGAGUCAUAUCCCCUACAACGUGCUCUUCACGAGUGGCCUCAGCAUCGAUGAGCCCCUCUCAUCGUGGAAGUUCCCCGACGUUGACACGCUCCGGAAGCGAUAUCGGGAGAUAAACGAUGGAGCGCAGCCACUCGAACCAUGGCAGCGAAUUUCACAAAUCCUCUUCGAGAGGUGGCUCAAGGAAAUCUGUGAUGAGGAUCCUCUUAUUGACGUUCGCUUCCGCCAUAAAGUUGAAUCUGUAGUCGAGAACAAGACAGGGGGUCAGGCUAUCACAACCAAUGUCGAAAAUGGAGCGAAGACGUUAUGGAACGCUGAUUAUAUUGUCGGCUGUGACGGUGCCUCGAGCAAAGUUCGACAGUCUCUGGGGAUUUCCAUGGACGGAGACCCACUUCCAGCGCAAGUGCUUCUUAUUCAUUUCAAGUCUAAGGAUCUUACACGUCUGCACAAGCAAGGGCGUUUCUGGCAUCUGCUAUCUGUCGGAGAAUCCGGUGCCUUCCAAGGCGCUGCUAUCUCACAAGACGAAGACGACACUUGGACAUCGAAUCUUUUCAUGCCUCUUGAGGAAGACCCCGAGAAAGUCGGUUCGGAAGAAGCCAUCUACCGAGUGCUCGGAGGGCUGUAUGGCAAGUACGAAAUCAAGGUUGAUAAAGUAUUGGUAAGAUCGGUCGGCCCGCGUGGGCGUGUGAUGCUCGCAGGGGACUCAGCUCACCAGAAUAUCCCUACUGGCGGGUAUGGGAUGAACAUGGGCAUCGGCGAUGCAUUUGACCUGGGCUGGAAGCUAUCUGCAAUCAUCAGCGGCCAGGCAGGCAGAGAGAUACUGGAGUCUUAUGAACUUGAACGCAGGUCUGUGGCUGUCCGCAACGUUGAGCGAUCUGGAGCUCAUCUCUCGGUUCAUAGCCGCCUCCAGGAAUUGCUCACCAGUGCCGGCGAUCCGCGUCUUGUGGAUCAGGACACAGAAGAUGGACAAGCACUUCGCAAGACGAUUGAUGACCAUUACCAGAGGAACGACGGUGAAAACAAAGAUAUUGGUAUCGAGAUGGGAUAUAGAUAUACGUCUCCUAUCAUCAUACGACAAGAGGAAGAUGGUGAGGAACCUCGCUGGUCGCCUCGUGAUUAUAUCCCGAGUACGUGGCCUGGCGCACGACCACCCCACAUCUUCCUCUCGGACGGCACGGCCAUCUUCGACCACCUAGGCAAAUUCUGGAGUUUGCUCGUGUUCACGGCUGAGGAAGUGGGACAGGGCUUCUUUAAGAAAACGACCGAAGAACUGAGCAUUCCAUUGAAAGUGGUGAACAUUGUUGACGAACCGAAAGCAGCAAGUCUGUACGAGAGGAAGCUUAUUCUGAUUCGACCUGAUCAGCACGUAGCUUGGAGGGCUAAUAGGAUGGAUUCUUUCGAGAUGGCAGACAGGGUCUUACGGACCGUGACUAGUAGAAUGGAGCACAAUGGAGUUACAAAAGAAGCUUUGUAA